Messenger RNA from Mercenaria mercenaria, 2995 nucleotides. RefSeq lists its product as uncharacterized. The coding region runs from base 1 to 2322 and encodes 773 amino acids. Lineage: Eukaryota; Metazoa; Mollusca; Bivalvia; Venerida; Veneridae. Gene Ontology annotation, molecular function: protein binding. The transcript is spliced from 2 exons. The record is from RefSeq and is a predicted model, not a curated record.
AUGGCAGUGGUACUAAGAAACAAGAAUCUGAUAGUGGAGCGGGAGCAUGAAUCGGACAGGAAUGGGGGGAUAAGUAUGGCAGUUGUACUAAGAAACAAGAAUCUGAUAGUGGAGUGGGAGCGUGGGUGGGUGGGCAAGAAUAAGUAUGGCAGUGGUACUGAGAAACAAGAAUCUGAUAGUGGAGUGGGAGCGUGGAUGGGUGGUAUGUUUCGUGUUCCUGACUACCAAGAGAACCUUUCUCUGAGACUGUCUGAGGUCCUUGAUGACAUUGGAAUUAGUGAGGAAAUGGUACUCAAGAGGAGAAGGUCAACCCUACUGUAUGAAACUAUGGCUACAGUUCUAAGCAUGCCUAUAAAAAAUAAGUCCAUUCACAUGUUUGGCAGUUUUUCUGAGGGCACAACAACAGCAGAACUUCGUUCAGAUAUAGAUUGUCUACAAUGUGAUUUUGAUUAUAACGUGAUACAGGACUAUGCAAAAUGGAAACAUGGCUUCAAAAAUCUUCUGAUGAUCCGUGAUAAUACCACAUCACCAGGUUACUGUCUUCUACAACAGAUUAGAGAUGAUGUACCGCUUCCUGCUACACAUGCUCUAGAUAAGUACCAUGUUAGAGAUGCAAGUAGGAGGGUGUUGUUAAAGAAUACUGUAUAUAGCGAUAAUACGCCUGCAGAUGCUGAACAACAUGGUCCGUCAUGGGCUAGACAGGGAAUACCAGGAAUAAAAGACAGUGACCAUGUUCCUGCAAUGCAUUGUAAGUCAUGGCCCUAUGAAGCUACAGCCUGGUUAGACAGAAAAAGGAUAGGAAGUUGGCCCACUGCAGACAUGAAGAGAUUUGCAGCAAAUAAUGGUUGUUUUGUUGUUCCUGUUGGAAGUAAAGUCAGCCAGAGUCCAGAGCUUGAAUGGAGAAUUUCUACUUCACAAGCAGAGAGAUGUGUAAUGUUUAGUUUAAACAUUACACAAAUACGCUGUUAUGUGUUGAUGAAAAUGAUUCUGAAAACAUUUCUUCAUCAUGCUGGUGAAGGUAACAUUUCAAGUUUUAUGUGUAAAACAAUUCUGUUGUAUUGUAUUGAAAACACACAUUCAAAUGCAUGGCAGGAAAGUAAUUUAUUUACAUGGUUAUCAUGUUGUUUACAUGUACUGUACAAGUGUUUACAACAGGAGAACUGCCCACAUUUCAUUAUACCAGAAAACAACCUCAUGGCAGGACAGUUUUCCCCUGAAGUCAAAGCUUUGCUGUUAGAAAGAACAUCUUUUCUAAUACAAACUGAUGGACAAGCAUUGCUCGAGGUCCAGAUUGAUGACCUUGGUCAAAGACUGCAGAUCAAGCUGAACAUGUUAUAUCAGAUAGCAGAAAAUAUUUCAUCUAAGAAGGAAAACUAUCUCUGUAUUUCAGGAAGAUCAUUACAUGACAUAGCUAGUAAUAUCCCUUUGUGUAGUGGUGAAACGUUAUUAAAAAUAAUUCAAAACAGUCCUGUAACAACUGUACAGACUUUGCUCAAUGUAAUUGCACAUUAUAAGAGAUGUUAUAUAAAAGGAAGUAAGUUAGAACAGAAAGCAUGCAGUCUCCUAACACCAUUGGUCUGCUCAACACUGGGAACUACAAUAGCCUCCAUAAAUAUUCAGACAAACAACGCUUUACCUCCAGAAGCAUUAGACUGGUUAUCUGCAGGUUUGAAUUCUGAUGUUGCAUCUAGUAGACUGAAACUUUCGUCUGUAUUCUACAGUGUGGGGAAUAUGAUAGAAACAGAAUUCAUUUUAAGAAAUACAGAGGGACAUUAUGGCUUUGGCAUCACUGAGGCUGUGUGUGGCUGCUAUGAACACUUCACAGAUACAAUAUUGAGAAUGUUUGCAGAAGCUGCAUAUCAUCAAAAUGAAGAGGUUGUAAGAAAUGUCUGUGCAUUUUGUGUCAAAUUUACUCCUGCUGAGACCCAUUGUGUUCCUCGGGAACUGCAGUAUGAAAUGAAUCGAUCUACUCUAGCUGACUUGCUGCAUAGAGAUGAAGUCCAUGACUACUGGAUGGAUUGGGCAGUGGUAGACUCUCUUCCUUACCUCUAUUUCCUACAAUACAAGACCUACAGACACCUUCAGAGGUCUGAUGAUCAGCAUCAAGCACUUGCUAAUCUUGCUAGAACAGUUGAAACAGAGGUCAACCUUGGUCACAGGGAAACAGCCCUGAAUCUACUUGGACAGUGCAUGGAACAAGAGAACCAACCUAACAAAGCUUUAAUCUGCUACAUGAGGUCACUAAAGAUAAGAGAAAGAAAUAACGCAGCAAGACUCCACAUCUGCAGACUUCUAGCGAACUUUGUGUCAAAUCUAAGAUGACAUUUUACAUGUACUAGUAUCAGCUUCACAACACUUUUCCUACAUUUUCAACAAAUACCUAAGAAUAAUAGAAGAAACAUUCAUGACCGUCUAAGUUUGCAUUUUGCUUUAACCUUUUCCCUGUUAAUUUCUAUAAUGGACCGGCCCAUCAUUCAAUUUACGCACUACCACUUAUUAUUCAGUGGGGUGUUCACUUACCAUGGCUGAUCAUGGUCUGCACUGGUUGCAAAGACAGAAUCAUCUGUCGGUAGUAGGCGGAAGGUUAAAUUGAACUUCAUAAUAAAACCUAUGAAAUAUCCUAUGGAAACAUAAAAUGUAAUCAAGAUAAAUAAUACUUGGUCUGACUGAGUCUUUUAUUGAGAUGUAGUGACAAUGGUAAUAGCAAUGGUUUAAUCCUUACCCUGCUAAAAUUCUAUAAUAAACCUGUCCAUCUUCCAACUUGGACAGUACCAUAAACUGUCAAAAGGGGUGCUUACCAAAAAGGUACAGACUGAAUGGCGAACAGUACAGAUCUUUCUUAGACUGCAUAGAUGUGCAGGCUGAUUAAGAUCUACACUGUUUGCAAAGGCAGGAUCAGUCGUGUCCAGCAUGAUAAGGGUAAAGGGGAAUAUUUUAGUGUAUUCCAUGAUCCCAAUGGUCCAGAAAAUAUAAAGGUCUUAGAAUUUGGAAAAUU